GUUAUAGAUGGUCUCCUUACCAGUUUAAAGAUAAAACGAUGAAAUAGAACGCAGUAUAACUUUCGAAAACUCGCUUCUACGAGAGUAGCCUUUUAUCUUGUACCAUCGUGAAAUUCAUUAGUGUGCAGAUCUAAUGAUGUUUUACUACGCUCUCUUAGCUCUCGCCCCUUUCGUGGUGGCAUGUACUAACCCGGACACUGAUCCUUGUGCCUCGUUCAUGACAGCCCAAGCUGCUACGGCUUCGCGCUUUUGUGCUACUUUCACGCGGUCAACAGUGACGGCUACUACGGCUCUUCCGGCGUGGGCAUCCGUGUGCUCGAACAAGCCCACUGCUCUUUCUAAGGAAUGCUCAUGUGCCUUCAAUGGUGGCACGACAACCACCACCACUAAGGCCACUACUACUACCCUGACUACUACGACGAGAACAACAACUGGCUCUGGAGGUGGUAGCACCGGCUCUUGCAGUUCGCCGAACUAUAGUCUCCAGGGAUAUGGUGCUGGCACGACCGGUGGCGGCAGUGGCGGUGGUACUAAAGUCACCUCUUGUGACGCUCUUGAGUCUGCUGCUGAGAGCGGCGGCGUUAUCACCAUCUCGGGUGUCUUGGAUGGUUGUGGCAUCAUUGACCUGGCCAGCGACACUACUGUCAUUGGAUCUGGGUCGAGGUCCGGCUUGACGAAUGGCGGUCUCCGAAUCAAGAGGGCAUCGAACGUCAUUCUCAAGAACCUUUACUUCCAUAACCCGCCCAAGGGCAAGGAUCUCGUCGAGAUCCAGUAUUCCUCCAAGGUCUGGGUCGACCAUUGCGAUUUCUCUACCGAGGGUCUCACUGGUGACAAAGAUUACUACGAUGGAUUGCUAGACAUCACUCACGGAAGUGACUAUAUCACAGUGUCAUGGAAUAAAUUUCACGAUCACUGGAAAGGCUCCCUUGUCGGCCACAGCGACAGCAACAGCUCCGAAGACAAGGGAAAGCUACACGUAACCUACCACCACAACCACUUCACCAACGUGAACUCUCGUCUGCCGUCCUUCCGCUUCGGCACGGGUCACGUCUACAGCUCGUGCUUCGAGAACAACCCCACGUCGGGCAUCAACAGCCGUAUGGGCGCGCAGAUGCUGAUCGAGGGGAACUAUUUCUCCUCUACGAAGCGCGCCAUCGUGACUGAUCUUGACAGCGACCAGGAUGGGUACGCUGUUGAGAGGAAUAAUAUCUUUGUUGAUAGCACGACUGAGAUCACGCAGACUGGGUCUUUAUCGCCGCCUUAUGCUUAUAGACUCGACCCGGCAAGUUGCAUCUGCGGUUUUGUUAAGUCGUUCGCUGGCCUAGGGGUCGUUUAGGUUGUACUCUGGGACCCCUUGGCAAUGCUAGUAAUAAUUCGUUCUAAGGUGGGUAUAUAUGGUAUACUGUGAGCGGAGCAUUGCCAUGAGGAGAGCCUGGAGAUGCAUUACUUUGGGAUACUACAAUACACGUCACUCUGUAUCUGGUU
Messenger RNA from Xylaria bambusicola, 1485 nucleotides. RefSeq names its product polysaccharide lyase family 1 protein. NCBI's taxonomy places the organism in Eukaryota, Fungi, Ascomycota, Sordariomycetes, Xylariales, Xylariaceae. The record is from RefSeq and is a predicted model, not a curated record. The transcript is spliced from 8 exons. Bases 134 to 1336 code for a protein of 400 amino acids. Gene Ontology annotation, molecular function: pectate lyase activity.